Molecule: messenger RNA, 731 nt
Organism: Penicillium pulvis
Lineage: Eukaryota; Fungi; Ascomycota; Eurotiomycetes; Eurotiales; Aspergillaceae
Exons: 2
Coding region: 13-642 (209 amino acids)
Source: RefSeq, a predicted model, not a curated record
CCCUCCGCCAUCAUGGAACAUCAACCGUCCUCUCUCGAGUCUGAGCGGGAGAACUCACUCUUCCUGAAGCUCGUAUACUGGCACAAGCUUUUCGAAUCUGAUACCCCUCCACGGCUGGGUAUCGACGUCGAGAAGCGCAUACCAUACGCUACAAUGUGUGCAUUCAUACCGGGGUUAGCUUUGGGGUACGUCCAUGGCAGUAAGAAAGCUGGCCUGCUGUUCCGGGCAGAGAACGCACAUCGAUUCCCAACAACCUCGACCGGCUGGUUCCAGUAUCAUAAGACCAAGAACUAUAUCUCCAUCGUUGGUGGCGUGAAGGAUGGGUUAAAAAUGGGAGCUAAGCUUGGUGUUGGGGCUCUGGCCUUUUCCUUAUUCGAGGAAACCGUGGACUAUGCUAGGCAUGAGGAGAGAGACUUUUUGUCCACAGUUACUGCCGGCUUAUCGUUCUCUGGUAUUUACAGCUUACUAGCUCGUCAUGACGUUUAUACUGCUGCUCGAACCGCAAAAUUCGGAUUGAAGCUGAGUCUGACCUACGGCUUAUUGCAAGAUGUUUUGGAAACAGCGAAAGGGAAUCGCCCGAAAUACUUGGAUUUUUUCUUUGGCAAACGGCAAUCUAAAACAGAGGAUCAGGGUACUAUCUGAUUGGGGUCUGGCAUUGUUCAGUUUAUGAAUGCCCUCUUCUGAUUGACACACUGUCGGUCGCUCAUCCAGAGCCAUUAGAGCUCCGCCGG